AAACCAAGGUUCCCUCGCUCGAUCCGACGCGGUUCAACCGAAGCUCCAGCCGAUCAUCCCGUCCCAUGGCCGCCCAAAAACAUCACCCGAGAUGUGCGAGGCAAUGAUUCCAUCCACUGCCUGCCUAACUGACUGACUGACUGCCGCGGCCGGGAACUCCACCACGGCCCCAACCGAUAACGCGCGAGUUAAUACGCGUAACGCGCCUACCCCGUGACCCGGAACGCUCCCGCGGCAUAAAGCGCCCGCCUUUCCCAUUCCCGUUCCCCCCCGUCGCAGCCACCUCCCCGCCCCACCUCCGCUCAGAUCUCGCCCCGCCCCCUGCUCGCCGCCGAGAUCGCCCAGGCUCGCGAUCCACUCUCGUCUCGGUUGGCGGCAUUGCUCUGACCUGGUCCAUCAAUCUCCUUGUCCUCACGCGUUGAGGGAGUGGAUUCCGUGCUGGAUUGGUCGGGGAUACGGCAGUGGCGCUGAUCGGGGCCUUGAUUGGUUGCUGGAUUGGGUGGUGGGGGCGCGGUGGAUGGGCUGCACGGGCUCCAGGCACGCGCUGCGGGGCGGCGUCCGGAAGUCCUUCGGGCGGAGCCGCUCCGGCCCGGCGGCCGCCGGGCCGGCGCACCACACCGUCGCGCUCAAGUCCUCCACGCUGGGGUCGCUCAGCCUCGACCGGGACGAGGACAUGAUGAAGUGGCGCGCCGACAGCUUCGGCGGCGCGGCCAAGGGUAAGGCCACCACGCCGGCGCCGCCCCCGCAGCCGCAGCUGGCGAGGCGGCAGCGGCAGGUGAUCGGCACGCCGACCAAGACGCCGGUCCGCGAGCCCGAGGUGAUCAAUGUGUGGGAGCUCAUGGAGGGCCUCGACGACAACAAGAACGAGGAGGGCGCCGAGGACGGGCGGCGGGAGCAGUCGCCGCCGGGGUCGCCGGAGUUCGAUCCGGAAGUCAUCUCGGCGUUCCGCAAGGCGCUCGGCGAGGCCUCGCCGCCGCAGGACUACCAGGGCGAUGGCCAGUGCGUCAAGAAGCGCGAAAUCCAGAGGUUCCCUGGCAUCGUGCGCGCGCGGGUCAGCGCGUUCCAGCAGAGGAUCGACGCCAAGCUCGCCAAGAUGGCUCGCUCGCCCACCCCCACGCCCGCGCCCGCGCCCACGUCCCCGCCUCCUUCUCCGCCUCCGCAGCCGCGGCUGCCUCCCCCGCCGGACAGCCACAAGAAGGUGGUGCUGUACCUCACCAGCCUCCGCGGCAUCCGCAAGACGUUCGAGGACUGCUGGGCCACCAAGUCCAUCCUCCAGGGCUACGGCGUGCGCAUCGACGAGCGCGACCUGUCGCUGCACGGCGGGUUCAAGGACGAGCUGCACGCCUCGCUGGGCUGCGCCGGCAGGCUGCCCCAGGUGUUCGUGGACGGCGAGCACCUGGGCGGGGCCGAGGACGUCCGCCGCCUGCACGAGGCCGGGGAGCUGUCCGGGGCGCUGGAGGCAUGCGAGAUGGCGCUACCGACAGUGGGAGGCAAGGGCGCCGGGCUGGAAGCGUGCUCCGGGUGCGGCGGCGUCCGGUUCGUGCCGUGCGAGGAGUGCUCCGGCAGCUGCAAGGUGUUCCUGGAGGAGCUGGACAGCUUCAGGCGGUGCCCCGACUGCAACGAGAACGGGCUCGUCCGGUGCCCGCUCUGCUGCUUGUGACGGCGAGAGAUUCCUAGUAGCGUGGUUUUGUUGGUUGCAGUUUCAGAUGAACGGCGGCGGCGGCGGCGGCGCGCCGGCGCAAUCUAAGUUCAGCUCAGAUGAUUUGUACAGAGAAGUACAUACACUUCUGUUACAUUAGGACUGAUCAAAUGACAAUGUGUACUGUAUUACUAGUAAUUGAUUUUGUCGAGCUUC
Messenger RNA from Hordeum vulgare subsp. vulgare (domesticated barley), 1855 nucleotides. RefSeq lists its product as uncharacterized. Bases 518 to 1660 code for a protein of 380 amino acids. The transcript has a single exon. The record is from RefSeq and is a predicted model, not a curated record. Lineage: Eukaryota; Viridiplantae; Streptophyta; Magnoliopsida; Poales; Poaceae.